Micropterus dolomieu (smallmouth bass) is the source of this 1239-nucleotide messenger RNA. Its product is annotated as myosin-6-like. Lineage: Eukaryota; Metazoa; Chordata; Actinopteri; Centrarchiformes; Centrarchidae. The transcript has 2 exons. Bases 1 to 1239 code for a protein of 412 amino acids. The record is from RefSeq and is a predicted model, not a curated record.
AUGCAGAAAGCCACUGUCCCAGAGAUGGAAAGCAGAGUAAGACAGAAAGAAGGAAAAGACACCUUUGACACUGUAAAGAUUAAACUCAAUAGAAUCAAGAGAGAGAUGGAGAGUUUUUGGGAUGUGCUGGAAGACAGUCAAAACCAACUGGAAGUGACUCUGAGAAAGAAGCAGGAGCUGAAGACAGAGAUGGCUGGAAUGGAAUACAUGAAAUCUGACUCUGAAAAGCAAAAACAAGACACAGACGUAAGCAUGAAGAUAACACAGUGGGUAACAGAGUUGAAGGGUAAUAUGCAGAGGCAAACACAAGCUAUAGAGAACAUGUUUGCACAGGUCCAGUCUGAACGAGAUGAGAUAGAAAUAAUCAAAACUAAAAUACAGAGAGAGAAAGAAAACAUUGAGAGAGACAGGCAGUUAGCUAAAGUAGAAAUGGAUGCAAUGAAGUGUAUGAGGGAAAGUACUGAAAGGAAAAAAUGGGAGCUGGACAGCAAGUUAGAAAUGACUAUGAAAGAGAUGAGAGAGAUGGAAGUGAUGCGCACUGAGAUUGAAAUAAAGAAAAAGGACCUGGUAAAAAUGAUAAGAAUGAACAGGAGACAGAAGGAAGAGAUCAGCAAGAUAAAGGAAGAGGUUGAACAUGCUAAACAAGACAUGAAGGAAAGACAAGAUGAGACUAAGGGGCAGAAGUCAAAGCAGGUGCUGGAAGUGAACAUAGAGGGCAGAUUUGAUGAGCAGAAGAUAAGACUUCAACAGGUUGACAGCACCAGAGAAAUAAUACAACAUACAGAAAAUCAGCUUGAGGAAGACAGCAUGGAGACCAAGAACAAAUUGAACAGUGACAUGCAAAGAGUGAUUCUUGAAAUCAAAGAAAUCAGAAAUAUGCUGCACAGUGUAGGAAGAGAUACAGAGCAAAUCAGGAGGGACUUUACAGAAGAAAAGAACCAAAUCAAAUGGAUGACUUUUCAAGCAAAGAAAAUGAGACAGAAGCUUGACCAACAAUUGGAGAAGACCAGGAAAGAGAGGCACGAGCUAGAAAUUAUGAAGAUAAAGAUACAACGAGAAAGGGAGGAGUUUGAACAAAAACUGAAAGAUACAACAACUACAAUUCUGACUAUGGGCGAGAUAAAAGCUAACAUAGAAAAAGCUGCUGUAGAGAUGAACAAUACCCGGGAGGAGAUGAUCCAAGCCCAAGGGAAGAUGGAGAAGAACAAGGAAGAAGUCAAAACAUACACUCUGAGAUGA